Molecule: messenger RNA, 417 nt
Organism: Lottia gigantea (owl limpet)
Lineage: Eukaryota; Metazoa; Mollusca; Gastropoda; Lottiidae
Exons: 5
Coding region: 1-417 (138 amino acids)
Cellular component (GO): cytoplasm
Molecular function (GO): RNA binding
Source: RefSeq, a predicted model, not a curated record
AUGUUCGUCGGAGGGCUGUCCUGGCAAACGACAGCAGAUCGUUUGAGGGAAUUUUUUGAUGCAUUCGGGGAAGUUAAGGAAACCAUGGUUAUGAAAGAUCCGUCCACAAAACGAUCAAGGGGAUUUGGUUUUGUUACGUUCAGAGAUAUGGCUAGUGUAGACAAAGUUCUAAGUAGUGGACCUCAUGUUAUAGAUUCAAAAACGGUCGAUCCUAAAUUGGCUUUUCCACGAAAAGCACAACCCAAGAUGGUUACCAGAACUAAAAAGAUAUUUGUUGGUGGCUUAUCAGCCUCAACUACAGUAGAUGAAGUCAAAAAAUAUUUUGGUCAAUUUGGACCGGUAAGUUCUUUAAAUAUUAUUAUUCAGAUUAGCUUUCAUGUCACAUGCUUCCGUCAAUUUCAAAAACACAUUUCAUAA